AUGGCGGAUGUCGACGAGAAAGAAAAGGCCGAAAAGCUCGCUGCUGCAAAGAAACGGUAUGAUCAAUUGAAGAAACAAAAAGGGAAAGGGGGCAAAGUUGGAGCAACGAAGAAGAAAGAUGACUUACCGGAAAAUCCCAGUGAAAGAUCAGGUGCCCCAGCGGCUGGCGAGGAAGUAUCUACGGAAGAUGUCGAGCAACGUCAGGAAGAGUCAGAUGGAAAGGACCAAAUUAUGAAGGAUCAAGCCGACUCCGCGGAGAGUGUAUCAUCGGAGCCUAAGAUUGAGACUCCAGAUAAACUACCACACAACCGCCAAGCUUCUUUGAGUCUGCAGUCUAGGAUGAGGUCGUCAUCAUUUCGGAGGACAUCGCUUUCGCAAGGCCCAUUGUCACCUAGCGCAAACGGUGCAAAGUCGCCAGAAUUGGGGGCUUUCUCGCCUGAUGCGGAGUCAGUCAACAUAUAUCGAAAGCAAGCUGCGCGAUUGGAUGAGCUGGAGAGAGAGAAUAAACGUCUGGCUAAAGAGCUUCAAGAAGCGGAACAGAAAUGGAGGAAGGCCGAAGAAGAGCUGGAAGAGCUACGAGAGGCAAGUGGAGAGGUCGCAGAGCUUAAGUCAAAAGCGAAGCGGCUGGAAAGCCUGACAGAAGAGUUGAACAAGACGCGCCAAGAAAACGCUUCUCUCCAACGCCAAUACUCUCAAUUACAGUCUCAAUCCUCGAAGCGUCACGCUUCAUCGCCCAGUCAGGCUAAUGCCUCCAAUCCUAUUCAGUCCCUCCAAUCGCAACUCGACUCGAAAGCUUCCACUAUAGAGUCUAUGGAAAUGGAGAUCUCCAAUUUGCGAUCACAAGUCUCCAACACUUCUCAUAGGGAGCAAGUCAAAGCGUUGGAAGAGAAACUCAACCGAGCAGAACGAGCUGCAGGGGCCGCUCAACGGGAGUUAGCCGACGCAAAAAAGAACUUAGAACGGGCUUCCGAGAAGGCGUUGCGGGAAGGUACCGACAAAACCUCAGUAAAAACCAAAAUCAGAGGCCUAGAGCUCGAAGCCGAGGACUCCAAGAAGUCAGCAGGCGAUUCUCUCAAACGUAUCGAUGCGCUCGAGAAGAAAUUGCAAGCCCUAACCAAUAUGCACAAAGACGCUGAUGGCCGCCGGCAAGCAUCCGAGCGAGAGCGAGAGCGGCUCGAGAAAGAAACUAUAAGAUUUCACCGACGAUUGGCGAGUCUAGAAAACGACAACCUCAAGUUGCGGGAAGAGCGUGAGCGGCUAAGAAAACACGACUCUGCCGCCGGCGCAGACGACGAGGCUCUGGACGAACUCGAAGACGGCGAGCGGAGAAAGCUUGAAACUACGGUCCGCGAUUUAGAGACAGAAGUUUUCGAGCUCCGCCGAGGAGUCUGGCGGGACAAACGGCGAGACAUGCAAGGGGGUAUGGACGGUUCUGACAGCAUGACGAGCACGGGAGGGAAAUUCGAUGAUGUCGAUCUCAGUGGCCCUACCCUUUCGAAUCUUCGAAGACCGAGUAUGGGCGGUAAAACGACAACGAGUAAACAAGGCUCAAGCUUCUCGGAUGUACUGAACAGUGGUAUAAGUGCGUUCACUGGCGGGAAGGGCCAGGAUGACCUUUUGGAUGAGUUUGAUGACGGUGCUUUCGAUGAGACGGCCUUCUUGCAGGCACAGCAGGAGGAGGCGCAGAGUAGAAUUGAACGGGUUAGGGACAUCAAGCGAGGGUUGAAGGAUUGGCAAGGGUGGAGGAUGGAUAUCGUUGAUUUAAGGAAGGUUGGCGGCGGAGGAGUGGGAGAAAUUUUUGAAGUAUAA
Bacidia gigantensis is the source of this 1809-nucleotide messenger RNA. RefSeq lists its product as uncharacterized. NCBI's taxonomy places the organism in Eukaryota, Fungi, Ascomycota, Lecanoromycetes, Lecanorales, Ramalinaceae. The coding region runs from base 1 to 1809 and encodes 602 amino acids. The record is from RefSeq and is a predicted model, not a curated record. The transcript has 3 exons.